AUGACAGAUUCGAAGCUGGGUCCAGCAGAAGUCUGGACGUCCAGACAAGCUCUACAGGACUUAUAUCAGAAAAUGCUAGUGACCGAUUUGGAAUAUGCUUUAGAUAAAAAAGUGGAGCAGGACCUUUGGAAUCAUGCCUUUAAAAAUCAGAUCACGACGCUACAGGGUCAGGCGAAAAAUAGAGCAAAUCCAAAUCGGAGCGAAGUUCAGGCGAACCUUUCUCUGUUCUUAGAGGCAGCUAGUGGCUUCUACACACAGUUAUUACAGGAAUUGUGCACAGUUUUUAAUGUAGACUUGCCAUGUCGUGUAAAGUCUUCCCAGCUGGGAAUCAUUAGCAAUAAACAGACGCACACCAGCGCCAUAGUGAAGCCGCAAUCUAGCUCCUGCUCUUACAUCUGCCAGCACUGCCUUGUCCACCUUGGAGAUAUUGCUCGCUAUAGGAAUCAGACCAGCCAGGCAGAGUCUUACUAUAGACAUGCAGCUCAGCUUGUCCCUUCUAAUGGUCAGCCUUAUAACCAGUUGGCAAUCCUAGCUUCCUCCAAAGGAGACCACUUGACCACAAUUUUCUACUACUGCAGAAGCAUUGCUGUGAAGUUUCCUUUCCCAGCUGCCUCCACUAACCUACAAAAAGCACUUUCUAAAGCACUGGAAAGUCGUGAUGAGGUGAAGACUCGAUGGAGCGUGUCUGACUUCAUCAAGGCGUUUAUUAAAUUCCAUGGCCAUGUGUACCUGAGUAAGAGCUUGGAGAAGCUGAGCCCUCUUCGAGAAAAGCUGGAAGAACAGUUCAAGAGGUUGUUGUUCCAAAAGGCCUUCAAUUCUCAGCAGUUAGUCCAUAUUACUGUUAUCAAUCUGUUUCAACUCCAUCACCUGCGAGACUUCAGCAAUGAGACGGAGCAGCACAGCUACAGCCAGGAUGAGCAGCUCUGCUGGACGCAGUUACUGGCUCUCUUCAUGUCCUUUCUUGGAGUUCUGUGCAAGUGCCCUUUACAAAACGACUACCAGGAGGACUCUGGGGCUGCGUAUCCUCUUCCAGCUGUGAAGGUUUCAAUGGACUGGCUGAAACUUAGGCCCAGUGUUUUCCAGGAGGCAGUGGUGGAUGAAAGACGGUACAUAUGGCCCUGGCUGAUUUCUCUUCUAAACAGCUUCCAGCCUCAUGAAGAAGAUCUAUCCAAUAAUAAUGCAACCCCCCUCCCAGAAGAAUUUGAAUUGCAAGGAUUCUUGGCUCUGAGGCCCUCAUUCAGGAACUUGGAUUUUUCCAAAGGCCACCAGGCAAUUACAGGAGAUAAGGAAGGGCAACAACGUCGGAUACGGCAACAGCGUCUGAUCUUCACAGGCAAAUGGAUAGCUGAUAACCAGCCGAGGCUGAUUCAGUGUGAAAAUGAGGUAGGAAAGCUGUUGUUUUUGACGGAGAUCCCGGAAUUAUUACUAGAGGACCCUAGUGAAGCCAAAGAGAGUGUCGCCUUGCAGGAAACAUCUAUUGCAGAGCCACUGUCUACGGAUGGGAGCCCUGGACUCAAAUCAGUUCUGUCCUCUGGCAGAAGCCUAAACAACAACUGUGACACAGGAGAAAAACCAAUGGUCACGUUCAAAGAGAACAUUAAGCCACGGGAAAUGAACAGAGAGCAAGGGCGAAUCUAUCCCCCUAAAGAUGUAGUUUUUUAUAGCAAAGGAAUAGUAGCCAAUAAGAAUGAUGGGAAGAAGGAUAACAAUAAAAGAAAGAAUGAGACUAAGAAGUGCGGCUUGGAUAAGAUGCAGGAAGCAGGAAAGCAGAACGUGGCGGUUCAGGUGAAAUCCCAGACGGAGAUGAGGAAGACUCCGGUGUCUGAAGCCAGGAAAACACCUGUAACUCAGACUCCAAGUCAGGCCAGCAGUUCUCAGUUCAUCCCUAUUCAUCAUCCAGGAGCAUUUCCUCCCCUUCCUAGCCGGCCAGGGUUUCCACCUCCAACCUACGUUGUCCCCCCUCCUGUGGCUUUCUCCAUGAGCACGGGGUACACCUUCCCAGGUGGUGUUUCUGUCCCGGGAACCUUCCUCCAGCCCACAGCUCACUCACCUGCAGGAAACCAGGUGCAAGGUGGGAAACAGUCCCACAUUCCUUACAGCCAGCAACGGCCCUCCGGACCAGGGCCAAUGACCCAGGGACCUCAGCAAACGCCACCUCCUUCCCAGCAACCCCUCUCAUCUUUACCAGCUCAGGCAACAGCACAGUCCACAAGCCAGUUACAGGUCCAAGCUUUGGCCCAGCAGCAGCAGCAACAGUCCCCUACGAAAGCUGUGCAAGGCCUGGGGAAGAGCCCACCACACCACUCCGGAUUCCAGCAGUAUCCGCAGACGGACUCGUCAAAGCAGCUCUGGAACCCACCUCAAGUCCAAGGCUCACUGGGGAAGAUCAUGCCCGUAAAGCAGUCCUAUUACCUGCAGGCCCAGGACCCUCUAAAAUUAUUUGAACAGUCAUUACAGCCUCCUGUGAUGCAACAGCAACCUCUGGAGAAAAAAAUGAAGCCUUUCCCAAUGGAGCCAUAUAACCAGAACCCCUCAGAAGUCAAGGUGCCAGAAUAUUACUGGGACUCUUCCUAUGGCAUGGCUGACAAUAGGGUGAUGGCACAGCAGUCUAACAUGGACCGCAGGGGAAAACGGCAAGGAGUCUUCCGCCCAGAGCAGGAUGCUGUCUCCAGGAUGACCUUUGAGGACCCCAAGAGCUCCCCUCUGCUUCCUCCGGACCUGUUAAAGAGUCUGGCUGCCUUGGAGGAGGAGGAAGAGCUGAUUUUCUCUAAUCCUCCUGAUCUUUACCCAGCUCUGCUGGGGCCUCUCGCCUCUCUUCCUGGACGAAGCCUCUUUAAGUCCCUGCUGGAAAAACCAUCAGAACUGAUGUCUCAGUCGUCAUCUUUCCUGUCCCUCAGUGGCUUUUCUCUUAAUCAGGAAAGAUAUCCAAAUAACAGCAUGUUCAAUGAGGUAUAUGGGAAAAACAUGAAUACCAGCACAAAGACAGAAGUCACCCCUUCGGUUGCCCAUCAGGAGACUUCACUAUAUUCUCUCUUUGAAGGGACUCCGUGGUCUCCAUCCCUUCCAGCCAGCUCAGAUCAUUCAACACCAGCCAGCCAGUCUCCUCACUCCUCCAACCCCAGCAGCUUGCCAAGCUCCCCUCCAACCCAUAACCACAAUUCUGUUCCCUUCUCCAACUUCGGACCUAUUGGGACUCCAGACAACAGAGACAGGAGAGUCACAGACCGCUGGAAAACAGAUAAGCCAGCAAUGGGAGGGUUUGGUCUGGACUAUCUCCCAGCAACAUCGUCAUCUUCAGAGAGUAGCUGGCACCAGUCCAGCGCUCCCAGUGGCACCUGGGCAGCCCAAGGCCCUCCUGCUAUGGAGGACUCCUCAGCUGUGCUUAUGGAGAGUCUGAAGUCCAUCUGGUCCAGUUCCAUGAUGCACCCUGGACCCUCAGCCCUGGAGCAGCUGUUAAUGCAGCAGAAGCAGAAGCAGCAACGCGGACAAGGCACCAUGAACCCGCCGCAUUGAGGCACAGGUGGCGACCCUUGCAAACGAAGGCUCCAUAAACCAUGGCAUGUUGGGUUUGCAGGACUGGCCCACAGUCCUGUGCGGGUGGCAGCCCUCUCUUCUGUUCCUCGCUGUCAGGAGGGCGUAAGUGCUCCACCAACCCACUGAGUGUGCACAAAACAUCUGCAGUGCAAGAAAACAACAUCAGGAACUCUCCCAUCCCUGGGCCCUCUGGAGGGAGAGGAGAACUG
Molecule: messenger RNA, 3743 nt
Organism: Pterocles gutturalis (yellow-throated sandgrouse)
Lineage: Eukaryota; Metazoa; Chordata; Aves; Pterocliformes; Pteroclidae
Gene: SMG7
Product: SMG7 nonsense mediated mRNA decay factor
Exons: 22
Coding region: 1-3513 (1170 amino acids)
Biological process (GO): nuclear-transcribed mRNA catabolic process, nonsense-mediated decay
Cellular component (GO): telomerase holoenzyme complex
Molecular function (GO): telomeric repeat DNA binding; protein binding; telomerase RNA binding
Source: RefSeq, a predicted model, not a curated record